Paramecium octaurelia is the source of this 398-nucleotide messenger RNA. Lineage: Eukaryota; Ciliophora; Oligohymenophorea; Peniculida; Parameciidae. The record is from the annotation of a GenBank genome assembly.
GUAUGAGUGUAUAAUUAAGAAAAUGAAAAUGAUUAAUCGAAGAGCUGACUAUUAAAAUGCAAACACUUUCAGCUUAAACUGUUGUAAGAAGAGGAAAUAAAUAGCUCGAAAUUGGAAUUGAAUAAUAAAUAAAUUAAACAAUAAGAAAUAGAAUACACUUUUAUAAUAAUUAUGAAUUUAAAACUUAGAAAACAAUUAGGACCUAUUAAUAACCCUGAAUUUAAUGAUAUACAAAAUAUCUAGAAUGCAAAAGAAGCUUUGACUAAUUGAAACUGAUAUAAUCUAAUUUUUCUAGAUUAUUGAUAAAGAGAAAUAAUGAAACAAAAAUAGUUAGAAGUGAAAUGAAUCAUUGCUAAAUGCUCAUUAUCCAACUCUCAAAGCACAAAAGUGGAGAAAUA